CUUCUUUUUGAUUUUGUGUUGUUCCCUCCAUUUUUCUUCCUCCCCUUUGAAAGCUGGAGAUGAAACCCCAUGGAAGGCUUCUUUCUGAGCUGCUGGAACAGCAACAGGAGCCUUUUGUAUUGGAUCUUUACCUUGUGGAGAGAGGCUACUUUGAGGGGUGUCUUGCAUCCAGGUCUUGCUCACUUUGCUGGCCUGGGAAGGGAUGCAAAAGGCUGAAAUUGCUGACCAGCCAUGGCUUCAGGUCUUGGAGGAAGGCCUUGAGUUGGUUUCACAGGGCUCCUCAUCUCAACAAUGUCCCCAAACACAAUGCCUGCUCCAGCUCAUCCUGGAAUUACAAUAUAGCUCACUAUGAUGCAAAGGAGGAGAAGUCAGGCAUGAGUCUCAGCUUGCCACGAAAAGUCCUGCGUAUCUUUAAUGAUUUUCUUGAGGUAGCGUACGCUCCUGCAUUCUAUCAGCUCAUUGGAUCAAAGAGGCAGAUUUAUGAGUGGUCUGCUUCGGAGAGAAAAAUGCUAAGCGCAAAGAUUCCUCCACUGAACAGCACAAGGCAUUUGGUGAUCUCAGAGCUUUCAUGCUCCAGCGAUGUGGAGUGGAGUGAAUUCCCGUCUCAAGUUGGAGAAAUUGGAGUGGAGCUAGAAGCUACACUUUUUGAAGACAUCAAAGAGGAAACAAUUUCAGACAUGAUUUGUGAUAUAGUCUGGUUUAUUUAGUUCAGUGACUUCAAACUUUCUAAACCUUUCUGUGUGUUUGUACAACUUUCUCAUGGAAAAGCUCUGAUUGGCACCGGAUUCAGAGAAGAGG
Messenger RNA from Zingiber officinale, 798 nucleotides. RefSeq lists its product as uncharacterized. The record is from RefSeq and is a predicted model, not a curated record. Lineage: Eukaryota; Viridiplantae; Streptophyta; Magnoliopsida; Zingiberales; Zingiberaceae. Bases 60 to 707 code for a protein of 215 amino acids. The transcript is spliced from 2 exons.